AUGUCUCCUCGCUCAGCAACUUUGCUCUCAGCCCUCCUGGCUGCCACCGCAGUCUACGCUGCUCCUGGUGCUCCCGCUCCUCUUGAGAAGCGUGCCGACUGGGUUACCGCAGUGAUUGAUGGAAAGACCGUAUCGUGGGAGAACAACUGGAACGUUCCCGCUCAGUCCACUCCUCCCGCUGUCAUUCCUCCUCAACAGACAAGCGCUCCUCAGAACAACAACGGCGGCGAAUGGAUAACCGCAACUUAUGGAGGGGCUACCUUCUCGUGGCAGGCAAACGCUCCCACUGCUGCUCCGGCCUCUUCUCCCGCUUCAUCGCCUGCACAGCCCACAGCCGCUGCACCUGCUCCUUCACCCACAAACAAGAACACCGACCCUUCAUGCAGAGACGUUCACAUCUUCCUUUCCAAGGGCUGGAACGAGCCUUACCCCGGUCGCCAGGGCAAGCUCGCUGGUGCCAUCUGCUACGGUCUUGAUUCUUGCGACUACGAGGACAUUUUGUUCCAGAACCCUGAGGGCAGUGACUACUGCACCGCUGUCAAGGAGGGCGACACCAACGGCAUCAACCAGAUGACCGCCUACGCUCAGAAGUGCCCUGGCUCCAAGCUCGUCCUUUCUGGAUACUCUCAGGGUGCCAAUGUUGCUGGUGAUAUUCUCGGUGGCUCCGACAUCUGCGGUGGCCCCAACCCCGGUCUUGACCCCUCUACCAGCCCUGGUAACCAGCUCGGUGCCGUCCUCCUCUUCGGUGACAACAGACACGUUGCCAACCAGCCCUACAAUGUCCUCAGCGGUGCCGAUGUCAGCUGCAACGACCCCCGUACCACCGACUCUCUCAACCGCCUGAACAAGUUCUCUGGCAUCAUGAGAUCUUACUGCGACCACUCCGACCCCGUCUGCGCUGCUGCCGGCCCCGGUCCCUUCGAUGUCAACAACCACCUCAACUACUUCGACCUCUACUCUGACGAUGCCGCUGGCUGGGUCAAGUACGUUCUUGGCUACUAA
Molecule: messenger RNA, 1002 nt
Organism: Aureobasidium vineae
Lineage: Eukaryota; Fungi; Ascomycota; Dothideomycetes; Dothideales; Saccotheciaceae
Source: the annotation of a GenBank genome assembly